AAAGUGUUCCUGCGAUUGGUCGCGCGGCCGUUUUUGGCGAAGGUGAAAGAGACGACGGGGAUCGUCGGAUUAGACGUUGUCCCCAACGCCAGAGAUGUCCUGAUCGGGCUAUACAACAAGACCCUUAAGGAGAUCCAGUCCGUACCCGACGUUGAAGGCUACCGUAAGGCCGUGGAAAGCUUCACGCGCCACCGUUUGAAAGUCUGCCAAGAGGAAAACUGGCAAAUGAUCGAGAAGCGCCUCGGAUGCGGCCAGGUCGAGGAGCUCAUCGAGGAAGCGCGUGAAGAGCUCACUCUUAUCGGGAAAAUGAUUGAGUUGGAUCCUUGGGUUGUUCCCGAAGACUAUGAAUGUGAGGUUAUUGAAAACGAUGCACCAGUUCCCAAGCAUGUUCCUCUACACCGUCCUGGUCCUCUCCCAGAGGAGUUCUACAAGACGCUUGAAGCCCUUUCUAAAAAGGACGAGCCUAAAAUCACCUGUUGGGAGCCACAAAUAAAGGAGUAAAAGCAAGCUGAAGGCAUUUUUGCUGGAGACACUUUGGUUUUCAAAGUUGAAGAUUGCAUUUUUCUAAUCACACUUUUGUUUAUGUUUUUUUCAAUCCUGCAUUGUGCCUGUUUCUUCAAUACAACAGAGCUUAAACCCUAAAGACAAAGGCUGGAACCAGUUGCCAAUAAUG
Messenger RNA from Hibiscus syriacus, 673 nucleotides. RefSeq names its product probable NADH dehydrogenase [ubiquinone] 1 alpha subcomplex subunit 5, mitochondrial. Gene Ontology annotation, biological process: respiratory electron transport chain. The annotation marks the transcript as partial. The transcript has 2 exons. The record is from RefSeq and is a predicted model, not a curated record. Lineage: Eukaryota; Viridiplantae; Streptophyta; Magnoliopsida; Malvales; Malvaceae.